Molecule: messenger RNA, 3533 nt
Organism: Leptidea sinapis
Lineage: Eukaryota; Metazoa; Arthropoda; Insecta; Lepidoptera; Pieridae
Exons: 3
Coding region: 234-899 (221 amino acids)
Source: RefSeq, a predicted model, not a curated record
ACAAGCGACACCGACAGUAGAGAAAUAGAAAAGUUGAAACCGAGUCGAAGGUCGACCACGCAACGCAAUUGGUUUAUACAUUACAAUAACAUAGCAGCUAAGAUUAUUAUUGUUGUUGUUGAAGAUAUAACAUCUUCAAUAUUUCAUUUCGAGAAUUCGGAGAAGUUUGUAAUACGGCUUGAAGGUGUACUUUCUCUCAAGUGCUAGGCCAUAUUUUUUGAUGAUACAAUAAAAUGGAUGUAUACGGAUACCGAGCAUAUCAGCAUAAUCAGUCAGAUGAACUUGCAAAACAAAUGUUUGUUCCACAACCUAUAAAUGUGAUGUCUUUUCCAAAUACAGCUAAUCGUGAUAUCCCAGAACCCCACACUAUGCCAGCUCCGUCAGGAAUACCAUGGAAUACACAAGAUUUAUCCUGGAGUAUGCAAUCGCCACCUAAUCUUGUUCAAUUCACAGGUGAAAUGCCUUUUGAACAGAAACCAAAUUUUCAUUGUAAGAGAAAAAGUAAUGACAUGGAACCAGUAAUCCCACCAAAGCAACUGAUAACAGAGGAGAAAAUGGCUGAACACUUAAGUAGUCUUCACAUUUCAUCAAGCUAUACACAACACUCACUUGCCAGUGAAGAUGUGAUGGAAGUAUCAUUUGAGCAACCUUCAAUCAGUGACAGGCUGAAGGGGCACACUAUUGUGCUCUCGGAGGAUAUUAAAAAAAUUAAAGAAGAACCACUGUUACCCCCCUCACUCAUUGAUACUAUACCCAACCCGCAAAUGUCACUAGUGGUGUGGAAACCUAUAGAAGAGAUAAUAAAGAUAAAACCAGAGGAUAUGAAGGAAGAAGAAACAAUGAGAAAAAAUGGUGUUCUUGUUGCAGUAGACGCAAAUGGAAUGGAAAUUGAAAUGUGAUAUUGUCUAUCAUUACAUUAAGUGUUUAUAAAUGUUUGUUUUUAUAUGUUAUAUUAUUGAGAACUGAUUAUAACUAAGCAUUAUUAUUAAUAAGAUCACUGCCCUAAUACAAGUAAGUCGUAAUCUUCACUAACAAAACUUUAUUUAAAUACAAUAACUGUGCUUCAAUUAGAAUAGUUUAUUUCUGUACUCUUUGUGAUAUAUUAUUGGAUACUAUAUUUGAAGUGUCUGUACUUUUAAAAUAACACCUUUUUUGAAAUGUUUGUAUUGUGGUACUGAGUAUAAUAAUUCUUUUAGAAUUCUGUGUCUAACUGUUUGUCCUGGCUAUUUGAAUGGACUCAUAAUAGCUCAUGUUAUUAGGAGUAACUUAGGCUCUAUUUUUAUUUUAGAAAAAAAUUAUGUUCACGUUAAAAUGAACACCAAUGAAAUUAAGGCUAUGGUCUCCUAUUUUAUGCCGUACGCGGCGUCUGGCGUUAGCGUCAACGUUCAAUUCCGUGGCAUCCAUCGUCUAGACCAUAGUUUCUCAACCUUAUUUUGCUCACCGCCCACUUUGAGAAUAUGUUUUUUUUAGAGUAUUUUCGUGUAUUUUUUUGCCUUUUUAGACUAUAUUUUUUAAUCUACCCACGCCCCAUCUGCGCCAUCUCAGUGACCCCUAAUUUUCUCUGGGUCUUCUACUGCCCCACCGAAUGUCUCAAACGCACACAAGGGGGCGUUAUCGCCCAUGUUGAGAACAUAUGGUCUAGACUCUAGACGCAACGCACAGCGUCGGCGGUUAAUAUGACUGGCGUGACGCAGGAGGCUCAGUGGCUACUCGCGAGCGGUCACGUGCGGUAGUGUUUUCAUUGAUGCUUAUAAAUAUUGUUUUUAUGAUUCUUGUCACAUCAUUAUAAGAUUUUACUGAUUCAAUCAACAACUCGUCUUUCACUUCAUCAAAUCUCAUCGUUUUGUGUGACGCGAUCGACGACCUUCACGCUGCAACGGUUCAAUAUUACUAGAGACGCGGCGCACGGUGUUCGAAAUGCCGCGGACGGCGUCAACACGCUAGUGUCAACGUGUGAAAGAGACCACAACAGUACAUUUAUAUAGUAAGCAUUGUGAAGUAGCGUACGGCGUAACGAGACGUCGCUUACGGCGUAAAAUAGGAGAUCAUAGCCUAAGAAUAAAACCUGAUCUACAGAAUGUUAUUUUAACAGUACUAUGAAUCAUGUGCUUCCAUUUGUUAUAAAGUUCAGUUUAUUGCAAUUUGUAAGAAGCCAAAUAGGCCCAUAGUUAAAUAUCUAUAAGAUUCAGUAACCUCUUUGUAUAGAAAAGAGUUGGCAUGAAUAAUAAAGCUUAAUUGGAUUUGGUAUUGUUAAACAAAAGGUCCCAAUAUAAUAAAAAACAUCUAUGUAUAUCUACAGCUAAGGUUUUUAGUAUACAGGGUGGCUGAGAAGUUGACAUCCAAAGCUAAAAUUUGAAAGCCUCAUGGUGAUGAGUAUCCGAAUCACACCUAUGUAUGUUCUACGAUUUUGCGUAGUUUAGGAGAUAAUUAUUUUUUCCCCGUUUAUCCGCUUAUUCACUUUUUUUUUCAAAAUUGUUUGAACAGUUUUAGUUAAUUUUAUUGUUGAUAAUUAUUAACUACAGUUGCAAUAACCACAUAAGAAACUAUGAAUAGUUUAGACAACGCGGAACUAGUUUAGAAUUGAGUCGUAAGUUCAAAAUAACAAAAAAAGGUAUCAAAUAUAUAAAGAUAGGUUCAAGGUAUCAAAAAAAAAAAAAAAUGGGGAGCCUAUGGCCUCUAACUAUUUUUAAAAACUUCCCAGAACAUUGACCAAUAAAAUGAGCCAAACUCAAAUUUUAGCUUUGGACGUCAACUUCUCGGCCACCCAGAAUAAUGAUGUAUAGCCCAACUGAGCAACCAGCUUUUUUAAACAGACAGACACUUAUAACUAAUAAAGAUUUUUAUGAAUCAUGAUAUAAAACCAACAAAAAAAAAAUAUUAGGCUUAUGUGUCUACAAAAAUCUUUAAAUUAAAACAAAUUUUAAACAAAUUAGUCUUCUAUGUUAGAUAUUAUGCACAAUAAUAAGUAUAUGCACACCAAGUCAGAUGGCGUGGUUUUAUAUGACAGAGUCCUGGUUAGAGUUGUUAAAAUUAGAUUUCAUAAACUUAAGUACAUAAUUAUAUGAUUCACACAUUAACUGCUAAAACACAACAUAUGUGUUUAUACCUACAAUACAACUGUGCUGUAUAAAGAGUCAUAAUUAUAUGAUUCACACAUUAACUGCUAAAACACAACAUAAUAUGUGUUUAUAUUACAAUACAACUGUGCUGUAUAAAGAGUCAUAAUUAUAUGAUUCACACAUUAACUGCUAAAACACAACAUAUGUGUUUAUACCUACAAUACAACUGUGCUGUAUAAAGAGUCUGAAUGCAUAUUAUAGUGUGAUUGUCGCAGCACACUAUUGUAAACCUUUUAACGGUAAGCAGUGAAAGUAUAGUAUGGUGUUAAAUGUAGCUUGGUAGUAUGUACUGGAAACAUUGAGUUAAAAUCCAAUCAAAAUAAAAAUAAUUAUUAAAAGUUUAAGAAAAUUAAUAUUGUAUGCAUGUUUAUUUGAUUGUUUUCUUGACUUAAGAAAUAAAUAAUUACAAAUCUC